AUAAAAAGUCAAAACCCCGGAAAGCGAAAAAAAAGAAAAGAAAAUAGAACCACCUCCUUCAUCUCUUUUCUCCUCUGAUCCAGAAAUUCUUCCACAACUUCCUUCACAAUUCGUCGAAGGACAUUUCUUCUCUCUCCUUUUCCUUACAAGUGAAGCUAGGAGGUAGGCAGAUAUGUCGGAGACUCUGACAGAAUCAACGGAUUUAGCAGAAACUGAGAAUGGCUCGUCUGUCCGGGAAGUUUGGGCAAACGGGGUAUGCAUGCAAACAGCUGAUGUCGAAGCCAAGCUUGAUGAGGGUAACAUUCAAGAAGCUGAAUCCGCUUUGCGUGAUGGGUUAUCUUUGAACUUUGAGGAAGCACGAGCUCUAUUGGGCAGGUUGGAGUAUCAAAGGGGAAAUGUGGAAGGUGCUCUACGUGUGUUUGAUGGCAUUGAUCUUCAUGCUGCCGUACAGAGAAUGCAACCUUCUACUGAGAAACAACAAUCUUCUAAAAAACACAAACCGAAGAGUGACUCCGGAUCAGCCGUCUCUCAGCAUUCUGCAAGUUUGGUGCUCGAGGCCAUUUAUUUGAAGGCCAAGUCUCUCCAAAAGCUUGGGAGAUUAACCGAGGCUGCCAAUGAGUGUCAAAGCAUACUGGAUGCAGUGGAGAAAAUAUUCUCCUCUGGUAUACCUGAUGUCUUGGUUGAGAAUAAGCUUCAAGAAAUAGUUAGCCAUUCAGUUGAGCUCCUUCCAGAGCUAUGGAAACAAGCUGGAUCCUACCAGGAUGCAAUGUCAGCUUACAGACGUGCCCUCUUAAGCCAGUGGAACCUUGACAAUGAAUGCUGUGCAAGGAUUCAGAAAGCGUUUGCCGUUUUUUUGCUAUACAGCGGAGUUGAGGCGGGCCCCCCGAGUUUAUUUGUCCAGAUCGACGGCUCUUAUGUGCCCAGAAACAAUCUGGAAGAGGCAAUUCUUCUUCUGAUGAUCCUCAUGAGGAAGUUUUACCUCGGGAAGGCGACGUGGGAUCCUUCGGUUCUAGAACACCUCACUUUUGCUCUAUCUGUAUGCUCCCAAACCGCUGUUUUGGCAAAGCAGCUCGAAGAAGUCAUGCCUGGAACGCUUAAUCGGAUUGAACGGUGGAAGGCUUUGGCUCUUUGCUACAGUGGGGCUUGCCAAAAGCCUACCUCUAUGGAUCUGUUGAGGAAAACACUACAUCCAAACGAGGACCCUGAUGACAUCAUGUCAUUAUUGUUGGCAUCAAAGAUUUGUAGUGAAGACGUGCUUCUUGCUAGCGAGGGUGUGAAAUAUGCACGGAGGGCUAUAUCCAAUACCGAAGAUCUAAAAGGUGUUGGUCUUUGUAUGUUAGGGCGGUGUUUGGCGAACCAAGCCAAAAUCUCCUCAUCCGAUUCUGAGCGGUCCCAUCUCCAGUCCGAAGCUUUGAAGUCACUAGAAGGUGCGAUUGCCAUAGAGAGGGAGAACACGGAUCUGAUAUUUGAGCUCGGGAUUCAAUAUGCAGAACACCGUAAUCUGAAUGUAGCAUUGCGGUACGCCAAACAGUACCUUGAUGCAACGGGAGGAUCAGUGAUAAGAGGUUGGAGAUUUCUUGCGUUGGUUCUUUCCGCUCAACAACGGUACUCGGAGGCAGAAGUGGUGAUUGAUGCUGCAUUGGACGAGACGUCAAAAUGGGAUCAAGGACCACUGCUCCGAUUGAAAGCGAAGCUGAAGACUUCUCAGUCGCAUCAUACGGAUGCCAUUGAGACUUACCGUUGCCUUCUUGCAUUGGUCCAAGCUCAAAAGAAGUCUUAUGGACCUCUGCGGAGUGCACCUCAAGUGGAGGAAGCUAAGGUGAAUGAAUGUGAAGUUUGGCACGGUCUGGCCAAUCUGUACUCUAGUCUCUCACGCUGGCAGGAUGCAGAGAUAUGCUUGGCAAAAGCUAGAGCUCUUGUUGAGUAUUCACCGGAAACUCUACAUAUAGAAGGUGUCAUGCAUGAAAGACGGGGAGAACCCAGUAAAGCCAUGGCGGCAUAUAUAAACGCCAUGUUACUAGAUCCAAAUUAUGUGCCUUGCAAGAUAUUGCUUUGUGCUUUGGUGACUACGAUGGGCCCCAAGAUGCAGCCAGUAGCAAGAACGCUACUCUCCGAUGCACUCCGGCUUGAUCCCACUAACCGAAUGGCGUGGUACUACAUGGGCUGUGUUCACCAGAACGAUGGUCGGAUUGCUGAUGCUGCUGACUGUUUCCAGGCAGCUUCAAUGCUUGAAGAGUCAGAUCCGGUUGAGAGCUUUAGUUCCCUUUUUUAAAAUAAAACCCACUUGAAAAAAUGGUUGAAAUCGUUCAUUCUUUCAUUCUUUAUUUAUUCAUCCAGACUUUUGUAUAAUCUCAUUUAGAAAUGGUUAUCAUAUUUACAGGAUAGUUUUCAGUCUAUAAUGGGAAAGUUUUUAUUCAUACGAAGUAUUAUGUUGAACAAAAAAACACAUAUGAUAUGCCGAUUAAAAAGUGCACUCUAUACUUGCAUA
Messenger RNA from Cuscuta europaea, 2488 nucleotides. Lineage: Eukaryota; Viridiplantae; Streptophyta; Magnoliopsida; Solanales; Convolvulaceae. The record is from the annotation of a GenBank genome assembly.